This is a messenger RNA of Ogataea philodendri, 1029 nucleotides long. RefSeq lists its product as uncharacterized. NCBI's taxonomy places the organism in Eukaryota, Fungi, Ascomycota, Pichiomycetes, Pichiales, Pichiaceae. Gene Ontology annotation, cellular component: nucleus. Gene Ontology annotation, biological process: regulation of DNA-templated transcription. The coding region runs from base 1 to 1029 and encodes 342 amino acids. The transcript has a single exon. The record is from RefSeq and is a predicted model, not a curated record.
AUGUCGCCGCCCGGCACUAACGAUGUAGCUCUAAUUGACACAAGCAUCAGCACGCCGCUGUCGAGUGGUGGUCCGAGUCCUGGAGCGUCGCCAGACCCAGUGGAACAAGGUCCCAUCAAGAUCAAGACCUCGCGUAAAUGGGUUUUGCCUCCACGGCCAAAGCCCGGCCGUAAGCCCUCGCAGGCCGUCAACACCGGCACGCAGCCUACUAAAGAGAUUAAAGAACCAAAAAAGAAAUCUAAGCCAACGCCAACACCUCAGGACUUGGAAGCCAGCAUCGUCAACAACCCUUUGAAGCAACAAAUCCUGAAAAUCAACGAGGAAAACUACUAUUUAAAGUUGGAGGUGAUCAAGCUGGUUGCCGACCUGAAAAAUUUGAAAAACGAAAUUCGAGAAAACCACAACAAGCCAGAGUCCGAAAACAGAGCCUCUCCAGCAUGUCCCCGUAAACGAAGCCACGAUGACGAUAUCAACGAACUCAUAGUAUCUCUUAUAGACUUGAACCACUCGCAACAGGUUCAGCAACAGUCUCCUGCGCCUCCGGCUCAGCAGGUUCCAGCAGCAACUGCAACCGCAACUAAGCCAAUAGCCAUCAAAUCCGAGGAUAUGCAAAAGUUCAUCAAGUUGGAAAAAUUCGAAGAUCCAGCCAUGGACUUCUCGUCUCCAGCUUUGUCCGACGACGACCACCUCGAACACCAUAGCGACCACCUUGUCGACCUUACCCCUACCCCAACUAUCUCGCUCACCAAAACCAACGAAACGAUGGACAGUCUGUCCGGCUCCACUUUGGUUUCCCAAUCGCCAAAGGGCUUCAAGCUGGCAGAGCUUCCUUCCUCCCCCGGCAAGGAUUCCGCCUUCUCUAUUUUUAAAUCAAACACCGCAGAUUCCAUGAUUUCGCCCGCUCCGACAGAUUUGGGCCCCCAUCUGGAUUCUAAAAACGAUCUCCAUUUCCACGACUACUACGAAUUCGAUAGUUUGCACGACGUGGAGCUCGAGUUCGAGAGCUUCAUCAACGGAGAGCUUUCAUGA